AUGGGAUCAGAAUGCUUUGUUAAUUUACAAUAUUUGAUUAGAAGGAAAAUUUUACGUAAAGGACCUUUCAAGAAAGUGGCCGACAAAGUCGCAGCUGCUGGAUUCUUUGUGGCCGUUCCUGACUUCUUGAAGGGGGAUCCUUUUGUUCGUGUAGAUACUAAAAGACCUAUGAGUGUUUGGAUUAAAGAUCAUAGCACGGACGAGGGAUUUGAAUUUACCAAAGUAGUGAUUCAGGAUUUGAAAAAUAGAGGCUAUUAUGCAAUAGGUGCUGCAGGCUUUUGUUGGGGUGCCAUGGCUGCAAUUCAACUCGCAAAGUGCGACUCUAUUAAGGCUGCUGCCCUCUUACAUCAAUCUUACGUCACUGUGGAUGACAUCAAAGGUUCAGAUCACUUCCAGGACUUGUCAACCAGACCCAAAGGGAUAUCAUAGAAUGUGAGAAUUUUGUCUUCUGGACAAGUGCACAAAGAAUGAUGAAUUGAAGGAUGGAGCAAGUUUCAUGCAUGGUUUACUUUUGUGUAUCUUGUAAUGUUUUUGUUUUUCAUUUUUGAAGUAAAAAAUGUUCAAGAAACUUUAUUAUGUUAUGCUUUCAAACUUAAGUUAGAACUAAGAUCUCAUGAAGUAGACAUAUUCAUGGUUUGA
Molecule: messenger RNA, 639 nt
Organism: Humulus lupulus (European hop)
Lineage: Eukaryota; Viridiplantae; Streptophyta; Magnoliopsida; Rosales; Cannabaceae
Product: endo-1,3;1,4-beta-D-glucanase-like
Exons: 5
Coding region: 1-429 (142 amino acids)
Molecular function (GO): hydrolase activity
Source: RefSeq, a predicted model, not a curated record